UUUGGACAAAUAAGAUAUGUACGAACAAUAUGUUGGAUACAAAACCAACAAUGAACAAUAACUGAAAUAAAAUAAAAAAACAAAUCAAUAUUAUUUAAAUGGUGAUGUCAUAUUUGUAGAGUACUUUGAGUAUAUCAACGCAUCACCUAGCGCCUACGAUACAUGUGUCUACACAACACUCACACAUCAUGAUGAAGUCACUUCUUCGAUAUUAUAUACUACGAUGUCUUUGGACUCUUCUCCUUACCAUUCAUGUAUGUAGAGCAGACCUAAGAAGUAGUUACUCAAAACUACAUUAUGGACGAAAACUGGAAAAAAGGAUGAUAACGUCGUAUGAUAAAUACAGUAUUCUAGAUUGUGUAGAGGAUUGUCUGAGAACAACACGAUGUCGGUCCAUUAACUAUUACCAAGGAGCCCACUUCUGUCAGACCAACUUUAAGAGCAGUACAGAUGUACCUGAACACUACAUAGAGAAGCCUGGCUGGAUAUAUACCGACAUCAGAGACUGGGACAAGGAGAUUGCAGGAGCCUGUUCCCGGUCCAGCUGUGAUAUUAACGAAAAGUGCGUUCCAAAACCUUUUGAUGAUUUUGACUGUGUCCUUUCAGAUUGUGGUAUCCCUGAAGGUCCAGAAUAUUCGCUCGACAAAGUAGAAGAAUGGGACGGUAUCGGAAUAACAAGAGGAAUCCACUUAGCAUGCUCUCCAAGGUACACACAGCAUGGUUCUGGAUUCUUUUUAUGUAGAUCUGACGGAUCCUGGAGAAAGAAUCUGAGAUGCAUCUUAAAAAGAAACGAAAGAAAGUGUGAAGGCAACAUCAUGAAUUUAACCUGCCCAAGUGGAAACAUCUUUAUUGAAAAAGCGAUGUUUGGAAGAACAGAAGGCAAUAUAGUAUGUAACCAUUCACAAAUUCUCACAACGGAUUGCAAAUCUCCGGAUUCGGAGGUAAAAGUUAAAGAAAUAUGUGAGGGUAAACCACAAUGCAGAGUUGCAGUAAUCAGUACAACAUUCAGCGAAGAUCCUUGUCGUGGCACCUAUAAGUACCUGGAUGUGGAUUUUAUAUGUUAUUAA
Messenger RNA from Magallana angulata, 1067 nucleotides. RefSeq lists its product as uncharacterized. The transcript has 4 exons. Bases 189 to 1067 code for a protein of 292 amino acids. The record is from RefSeq and is a predicted model, not a curated record. Lineage: Eukaryota; Metazoa; Mollusca; Bivalvia; Ostreida; Ostreidae. Gene Ontology annotation, molecular function: carbohydrate binding.